Molecule: messenger RNA, 2208 nt
Organism: Gavialis gangeticus (Gharial)
Lineage: Eukaryota; Metazoa; Chordata; Crocodylia; Gavialidae
Gene: GSKIP
Product: GSK3B interacting protein
Exons: 3
Coding region: 69-482 (137 amino acids)
Biological process (GO): regulation of canonical Wnt signaling pathway
Cellular component (GO): cytoplasm
Molecular function (GO): kinase regulator activity; protein kinase A binding
Source: RefSeq, a predicted model, not a curated record
UGGGUGGGGAUGAGGCGGAAGUGGGACGUCAGACUUUUCAGACGGCGUCCGGGCGUGGAGGCGUGAGAAUGGAGAUGGAUCCCAUGGAGCUGUCCAACAACACAGAGUUUGAAGAGGAUUCUGAAUAUAAGGACUUUGAAGGAACUGAUGUGAAGGAUAUGAGACUAGAGGCAGAAGCUGUUGUGAACGAUGUACUGUUUGCUGUCAGCAACAUGUUUGUGUCAAAAAACCUUCCCUGUGCAGAGGAUGUAGCAUAUAUCAACGUGGAAACCAGGGAAAGGAACAGGUAUUGCCUGGAGCUCACAGACGCAGGACUUAGGGUGGUGGGCUAUGCUUUUGACCAGGCUGAUGAUAACUUACAAACUCCAUACCAUGAGACUAUCUACUCCUUAUUGGACACUCUUAGCCCAGCAUAUCGUGAAGCUUUUGGAAAUGCACUUCUGCAAAGACUGGAAGCUUUGAAAAAGGAUGGGCAAUCAUGAUUCAAAUGAUGAUGAACAUCUCUUGGGGAAGGUUUAUUACGUGUAGGAUUUCUUAGUAAGAGGUACAGAGAUGUUUCUUAAAGUUAUCCUAAGCUUCAGUUUUGUACUGGUUUUUUUUUUUUUUUGUAUAAACUUCUAGGCUUUUAUCUUGCAGUAAGACUUACCUGAAAUAUUGCUACAGUGGAUCUGUAUAGAUAACAAAGCCAUUUAUGCUAUCUUGAAUUGAGAUUGGAGCCUUUUUUUAGUUUAAUUUUUACUAUUGAUAAUUAGCUAAAAUGACUUGCCUUCUACACAAUUUGAAGAAAUUUGAUCUCUUUGCAAUGCACUAUUACUAAUUAAGAUAUUUCUUAACUGAUACUCUUUAAAUCUUGAUACCAUGUAUGAAAGUGUUACUGCUUUCAUUAUUGUAACUCACCUAAACAUUGAUAAAAGAAUAUAUGAAGUUCUGAACUACUUGCUUUAGCUAAUUAAUGUGAAUUGCUGUUCUGCUGAGAAUAAAAUUCUCAGCACAAUUUUCUGUGCCCAGCCCUGGAAGUUCAUAGCUUCAUUGACAGAACGCACAACUUUUACCAACAUUCUGUAUCAAAGAGUAUGUAGUAUCAGUGUCUGAAUUUAAGGGCAAGACCCAGUGUUGUUCAGUGUGCCUGUGUAUGCCACAAACUUUAAGAUGAACUGUUGGCAUACGAAUAUGUCAUCAGAAUCAAAAACAAGCACAGGAGUAAGCCAGGAUGUAACAGGCUAUACUUAAAAACAACUUAAAUCUGCUAUAAUGAGAUGUUCUGUGGGUUUUGGAACAUUUAGGUCCAUUUACUACUCCAAAUGCACUUUUACAUUAUGUACAGCAUAGCUUUUUUGCUUUGGGUUUUACUUGCUGUAAUGCAGUACUUCAGCUUUUCCCAUGUUUCUUCUUCCUCUUUAUCUGUAUAGUGUCCUGUCUUAAAGAACAGUAAGUAUGCAAUGUAAUGUUGCAUUGCAUGUUUCACAUAGCCUUUGCUUUUGAAUCCAAUGUUGAACUGGAAAACCAUUACCUAUAUUUUCUAUCUUGUAACUAGAGCACAACUCCUUACAAGCUUUUUGUGCUACUGUAAGUUUUGAAGUGCAUAUUGAAUAAUAGACUAACUAAAUACAGCUCAUCUAAGGUACCAGUACUAUGGAACUAACAUUCUGUAAUAUCAUACAGUUUGUGCAUUAUUCAGUGUUUUAUGCAUCUCUCCAAGUAUUUCUGUUUGUUCUUUCAAGCUAGGAACAAAGUGAAUGCGACUAGAGAGAGAGAGGGUUAGAUCAGCUGGUACAAGCAAAAAUACUCCAGAGACUUCUGUGGCAUUAGACUUAUUUACACCAGCUGAGACUAAUCUCUUUAAUUGGAAGGAUUAAUUAAUGUAGUUGUGCAUUUAUUAUAGUGUUCAUAGGCGGUGCUUAUAAUUAUGACUAAGAAGACGCCUACAGUCUGUUUCUGCAUUCAGGUGCUUUAAUUUUAAUGUUUUCAUUGAAUUUUUUGUUUUAAGUCAAAACAUUUCAUGUUAAUCUGCUUUAAGGUUAAUGUAUAUUCUCAUGCUUUAAGAGUUGUUCAGAUGUUUUUGCACAGUUUUGUGGCGUGUGCUUACUCCUCUGUGAGGAAAAUGUACUCUGCCAUGUUUAUAUCUGAAUAAUUUUACAACCGAUGUACCUGCUUUGUAUUAUUUCAAUGAUUAGGAUAACUAAAUAAAUGCACAAACAUGUGUGGUCA